Molecule: messenger RNA, 735 nt
Organism: Pseudonaja textilis
Lineage: Eukaryota; Metazoa; Chordata; Lepidosauria; Squamata; Elapidae
Product: olfactory receptor 5V1-like
Biological process (GO): G protein-coupled receptor signaling pathway
Cellular component (GO): membrane
Molecular function (GO): olfactory receptor activity; G protein-coupled receptor activity
Source: RefSeq, a predicted model, not a curated record
AUGGAAGCCCAGAACAAAACCCAAGGGACAGAAUUCAUUCUCCUUGGUUUGUCCAGCCUCCUCAGCCAUGAAGUCUACCUUUUCUUGGUGUUUGUUGCCGACUAUUUGGUCACCCUGAUGAGCAACUUCAUGAUCAUCCUCUUAAUUCUCCUGGAUGCCCGUCUCCACACGCCCAUGUACUUCUUCCUCAGCCAGCUCUCCUGCUUGGAUAUUUGCCUUUCUUCUGUGGUGGUGCCAAAGAUCUUGGUGAACUUCCUACGCCAACAGCACACCAUCUCCUACGGCCAAUGCCUGGCACAAGCCUUCUUCCUGAUUGGCUUUGCGGGGUGUGAGCCGGCAUUGCUGGCCGUCAUGGCCUAUGACCGCUAUGCUGCCAUCUGCCAACCUUUGCACUAUGCCCACCUGAUGAGGAGCAAGGUCUGCAUCCAGAUGUCGGUGGCCGUUUGGCUUUGGGGCUUCCUGGACUCAGCCAUCUAUGCCGCUCUGGCCUCCAAGUUGGAUUUCUGUGGACAGGUCCUGGUUCCUCACAUGUUUUGUGAUGUCCCUCCAUUAUUGAAAAUCGCCUGCAGUGACACUUCCAUCCAUAAGUUGGUCAGUUACAUCAACAGCACCUUGGUGGGUCUUGUCCCUCCUGCGCUCAUCAUCCUGUCCUAUUUCUACAUUUUGUCCUCCAUUCUGCGGAUCCGCUCCAAGGUCGGCAGGCGCAAAGCCUUCUCCACCUGCGCUUCACACCUU